This is a messenger RNA of Blepharisma stoltei, 540 nucleotides long. Lineage: Eukaryota; Ciliophora; Heterotrichea; Heterotrichida; Blepharismidae. The record is from the annotation of a GenBank genome assembly.
AUGGAUUUAAAUAUUGGUGUUUCAAAAUCAUCCAAAAGUGAUUCUCUUUCCCGAUAUUAUACUACAAUUGAAGGUGUGAUGAUUGAAUACAUUAAAACCCACAGCCAAGUAAAAUUGAGUGAUCUAUUAGAAUUUAUGGACCUUAGGAAAAAAGGGCUUAGGAAUGUUUACUCCAGAAAGUAUAAAGUGAAGUGCAUUGGAGAAUUGGCUAUAGCAAAGUUGACUUCUAAUAGAAAGAUAUUUAAAGAAAGCACUAGCGGAGUUUGAACAAUUGAUGUAAUUCUAACUUAGUCUAACGCCUCUUUAGAGUAUGAACAGCAAAAAAUCAAAGAAAUAGAAGAAAUACGAAAAAGGAGCAACAAAGCAAGGGCUGAAUGAAAAAAAAUUUCUGAGAUUAGAAUGAAAGAAGAAGAGAAAUUCGAUAUUUUUGGAAACUUUGUUAGCGAUGAAAUCUAUAACAAACUUGAGCAAUUGGAUGAAAUCAUGAGUUCGUCUAAUCAAAAUAUCCAGAAAAAUAUUCUGGCAUUAUAUGAAGAUUAA